CCUUCAGCAGCCCAGCCAGCUAGCUAGCUGGCAUACAUUUCUCGCCAUUAAUUCUGAUUUUUAGGCUCUUGAGUCCGAUAUACAUUCAAAGAAAACAAUUAACAACAUUUGUCCCAAUUAUGUCGCUUGGAGACGGUGAGUCUGCGAGGGGACACAGUGCUCACUUUGACGAAUCUCCAAAAAGUCCGCGGGGAAGUUCCCCAGGAAAUCCCCGGCCCGGUUAUAUUCUCGUCGACGGCGUGGAGCCACACCGCCCUAACAACAGUGCGCCUUCCUCGGCUACAUUCGAGAGGUGAAAGGCGGCUCGGGAACUGUCAAAUGGUGGAUUACUAACAUUUUACUAAAGUCACGAAAUACGUUAAAAAAAAAAAUCAAAAUGGAGCCAGCCGACGCGGACAAGAAGCGGAGCUACAGCACGCUAAACACGCUGUACCACGAGAGCCGGCAGGAAAUGGAGCUCCUGGACAAGCAGCUGGCGGUCAAGGACAACAUCAUAGCCGAGCUCAAGGCGAGGCUGGCCGGCCACGAGAGGCUGUGCGUGGCGGUGGGCGACAACCAGUCGGUGGUGGUCGGGCCGUCCAAGUCUCUGCUGGAAGGUUUGUGCAAGGAAAUCUGCAAACUGAAGCACAAGAACAACGAGACGGACUUGAAAGUGGUCAGACAAGAAGAGGAGAUCCAGAGGCUGAGCGAGCAGCUGCGUCAGAAGGAUGCGCAGCUGGAGAGCGCCAAGCGCGACUCCAAGAGCGACAGGAAAUUGGAUGUGGAUCCAGACAAGGAGCUGGAGCUUCAGCGGCUGCGCUCGGCCGAGGCCACCAGGGCCGUACUGUGCACUUCGCUGGCUGAAGAGGCCGAGCAGCUGCGGGGCCAGCUGGGUGCCACCGUCCAGGUGUGCUGCCAGUUGAUGGCCAAGCUUGAGAGGAGCAAGGGGGGCGAGGCCCAGGUGGGCGAGCAAGCCGCUAAGCAGUUGCCCGAGUCACCCGACAGACAUACAAACUCACAAAUCCGCCAACUUGAGGAGGAGAAUCAGCAGUUGAAGCAGCGUGUUGCCUACGUCCAAGGUCUGAACUCGCAGUGGCAGAAGUACGACGCGAGCAGAGAGGACUACAUCCGAGGACUGUGCCAGCGCAUCAAGAGCGUUGCGGUAACGCCGCUAGUUCCUUCGCUAGGCUCGGCCAGCGCCACCUUGCUCCGUCAAGAGAUCUCCCGACUCAAUGGGUUGCUGCAAGACAAACUGAGCGAGUGCGCCAGGCUUCGAGGAGAAGCCCAGGAAGGCCCCACGAAAGACCGUGAACGCAUCCAGAUGCUGGAACAGCAGGUUCUUAUCUACACGGAGGAUUUUAAGUCUGAGCGGGCCGACCGGGAGCGAGCACAGGGACGCAUUCAAGACCUCAAGGAGCAGAUUCGUUACUUGAAGCAGCAGCUACACAAACAGGGAGCUAGCCGAGAAACCAGGGACGUCCCCUUGUGUCACGUGCACAUUGGCCACCGAUUUUCAUCCUCGUCCUCACGGCGCCCCCACCGGGACGUUGGGGACCACCUAGCGGCCAGGACCAACACGCAGCGUCGGUCGGCCCUCUCCGUGGUGGAGCCCCCACCGGCGGUGGGGGUACCGCAGGAUACGGCCCUAACGGAGGUCCCGUCGGAUCUGCAGUGUCCGCGUUGCUUGGCCAUCUUCAGCGAGGACAACGCCGCUCAGUACCUCAACCACUGUGAGGAGUGCGCCACCUUGUGAGCACCACCUUGUAAGCACGACUAGGACCCUUUGCACACUACAUGAAAUACCUCAACCUGAACAAAAUAACUUUUACGCUGAACCUUAUCAGCGAGAGUCAUUUAAGACUUUAGCUCAGGUAACACGCUAAAGUCUUUGGCCACGGCACAGUUUGGCAUCGGCGAAUAGGCAAAUUACGAUUUUUUUUUUUGCGGGGGAACCUAUCCAUUAUUCGCUGAAAUCCCUAUUCACUGUUUUUGUGCAAUGUCUUAUAUAAAGAUAUUGUUUUGGCACAAUCUUGGUGACAAGUACAUAUCGUUAGCCAAAUAGCAUAACUUCCCAAGUCAAUUUUUUGCUUUUGGAAAACAAGAAAAAAUAUCUGAACUUCAGCAACAAGAAGAGUACAUUUGCUUUGAUCCAACCUUUGACAAUAUUCUGAGGGGGGAAAUCCAAUGAUCCAAUCGUUUUCCCCCUACUCGUCGACAUUGUUAGACAGUUGUCUAAAAUGUCACGGACCUUGCAAUCGGAAUAUUUUAUUUUCGUUCAUUGAAACGUUAAGCACAAGAGCACAUAAGAGCAUUAUGUAAAAAAGAAUUCACAAAUUAGCAAGGAGCUAAAAUAUUCUUUAGUUAUACAUGUUUUUGGACAAUGAUUUUCCAAUAUUGUUUUUUUUUUUCAGGCCCAAAACUUGUAGGAAAUGUUAAUUUUGCAAACCCUUUAUUGACCCCACUUUGUGACAUUUUAGCAACUUACAAUCGGAAUGUUUUUUUUUGUUCUUCCAGUCACUGAAACUAGACGUUUAUAUUAUUAUUUUUAUAUAAAACGCUAAGACCUUUGUGUUCAUAAAUGUUAGUAAAUUUGCAGGAUUGCACCCAAAAAUAUUUUUACCAAACCCAUUCAAUUUUUAAGAUUUUUGUCAAAAAUGUCACUGACUGUCCAAUUUGAAUAACGUCGAACAACAUUUGUCACAAUAGCUUUGCUAAAACAAUCAAUGUAAUGGUGGCCCAAGACUUUAUCAGUGUACUUUGAUGCAAACUGUAUAAGCUUCCUCCCAUUUGUUGAAUCACAACAUUUUUGGUGCUAGAAAUAUAUUCAUAAUUUAUUAUAAUACAAAAAAGCCAUAACAUAUUAUUAUACUGUUAGAUUAUUUUAAUAUAAAAUAAAUAUUACAGAAAUGUGUUUACUUAACUCAAUGUAUGCCAAGAAACUGAUUUUGGAGUAUAUGGUGUGUGUGUCCACCCCUUCCGAGCGGAUGCUCUAUUUUUAUAAUAAAAUAUUUUCAUAAAUGA
This is a messenger RNA of Phycodurus eques (leafy seadragon), 3000 nucleotides long. RefSeq names its product TNFAIP3 interacting protein 2 (gene tnip2). The coding region runs from base 377 to 1732 and encodes 451 amino acids. Gene Ontology annotation, molecular function: K63-linked polyubiquitin modification-dependent protein binding. Gene Ontology annotation, biological process: regulation of transcription by RNA polymerase II; cellular response to lipopolysaccharide. The record is from RefSeq and is a predicted model, not a curated record. Lineage: Eukaryota; Metazoa; Chordata; Actinopteri; Syngnathiformes; Syngnathidae. The transcript has 6 exons.